CAAAUAUUGAUUUGUCUGUAAAGUUAUUUUCUGUAGAAAUUAUAAGUCGUUUAUUUUAAAUAAAAGUACUUUUUAAAAAAGUUAAAAGUGUCUCAAAGAACAUUUCUGGCGCUGCGAACAGGAUCAAAUUCGUACAGAAACACAAGUUUUCCUGGUCAACUUUAGUUGUUGAACGAGACGAUCCAUCGAACCAAGGCGAGAAAAACGUAGUAUGCAGAAGACAUCACCAGUGAUCAUCCUCUUAAAUACGGUGUGCAAUGGUGAACACAAUUUUAAAGAACUGUCGUUUUAGAUUAACAAUAGAAAUUCCUUUACUACUAAUUUAUUUCACGUUCAUGCUUAAUGUUUCUGUUUUUGUGAAUCUAACAAUGUAUAAAACAUGUUAUACUUUAAUGGGAUAUCCAGAAGUGAAUUGUUCAAGACUGGGUAGAUAUACCGAUGAAGAAACGGAGAAACUGGAAGGAAUAGUACAACCUUUGGCUUCAUAUGUGACAACAAUUACAGAAAUGGUUCCAAAUUCAGUUCCAUUCAUACUUUCAUUGAUAAUUGGUUCCUGGUCUGAUAAGUAUGGAAGAAAACCAGCUAUGAUGUUCGUAUCCUUUUGUAUCUCAUUAUAUUACGGAAUCACUGCGAUUAUAAUACUAUUCGAUGAAAUUACUCCUUAUAUGAUGAUGCUUGCCACCAUCCCGACCAUAGUUUGCGGUAGUAGUUUAACAAUCGUGUCCCUAAUUCUAGCUUAUCUUAAUGAUAUCGCUACCCCAGAAACAAGAGGAAUGAGAAACGCAGCGUAUGAAGUGAUAACAGUAUUUUGCAUCUGUUGCGCAAACCUGUUGAGCCCACCUCUAUUGUAUGCCACCAACUACUCCGUUAUUUAUGGUCUUUCGGCUGUUAUGGUACUCUUAGCCAUUGCUUACACCCAUCAAUUCCUACCAGAAUCGGUAGAUAUAAAAUGCGAAGAAAAAUCUAGUCUAUCAAAAAUUUUCACCUGUCAACAUUUGUCGAAUAUGUUUCUAGUGAUAGGUAAAAAGAGAUGCAGCAAUCAAAGAGCGAUCAUUGUGAUACUAUUGAUUGUAAUGCUCGUUGAUAAUUUAGUGAAAGUUGCAGAUUCCAAUAUAAAAACUUUAUAUCUGAGAAGGGAGUUGAUAUGGACUUUGACUGAUCGAAAUUCCUUUAUUAGUUGGUCAAGCGUCAUUAGUAUUAUAUGUACACCCAGUAUCACUUUUCUAUUACAGAAACAGCUGAAAAUCAAAGAAAUAUAUCUUAUUCUAGUUGGUAUUAUUUCUAGCAUCGGAGUAGAUAUUCUGUACGCGACAGCCCAGAAUAAUUGGUUCAUUUAUGGUUCUGUACCUGUUGGUAUCCUUGGAGGUCUGGUUAACCCAAUGCUCAGAACAAAACUAGUACACAUUAUAGGACCUGGUGAAAUGGGGAAAAUAUUUUCAUUAUAUUAUGUAAUCAUCAAUAUCCUUUCUCUGGCAUUCAGUAUGUUUUAUAGUUUUGUGUACAACCAAACAAUAGACACAAACCCCGGAAUAUUCAAUUGGAUUUCGAUAGGUAUUCGUCUAAUUUGCGGAAUGAUGUUAAUAGUAGUUAUGGUUUUUGAUUGGAAUCAACCGCUUGAAACUAAGCAACCUGAUGCUACGACUGUGAAGGUUGGUUCAGAUCAAAGUGAAGCUUAUGAAUUAUAUUAACACACGUUAUUUAUUAUGAAUAAACAUGUAUAUAAAUUUGAUUAUUUAUUGAAAA
This is a messenger RNA of Diorhabda carinulata, 1743 nucleotides long. RefSeq names its product proton-coupled folate transporter-like. The transcript is spliced from 7 exons. Lineage: Eukaryota; Metazoa; Arthropoda; Insecta; Coleoptera; Chrysomelidae. Gene Ontology annotation, cellular component: membrane. The record is from RefSeq and is a predicted model, not a curated record. Bases 258 to 1688 code for a protein of 476 amino acids. Gene Ontology annotation, molecular function: transmembrane transporter activity. Gene Ontology annotation, biological process: transmembrane transport.